Aegilops tauschii subsp. strangulata is the source of this 1103-nucleotide messenger RNA. RefSeq lists its product as uncharacterized. Lineage: Eukaryota; Viridiplantae; Streptophyta; Magnoliopsida; Poales; Poaceae. The record is from RefSeq and is a predicted model, not a curated record. Gene Ontology annotation, molecular function: metal ion binding.
UCCUCGUUCCGCCACACUUCCAUCCACUCCCCUGCUUCCUCAUUUGCUCAAGUUUCUUUCAGCUCGUUCGGUUUGUGUGUGAGAGAGAGACAGAGUAGCCUGCCUUGCCAUGGGGAAGAAGAAGAGCGGCGGCAACGGCGGCGGGGAGAAGGUGGUGGAGGUGGCGGCGAGGGAGUUCGCGCUGAAGGUGGCGAUGCACUGCAAGUGCCACGGGUGCACGGACAGGCUGCGCGCCGCGGUGCGGGACCUCACGCUGGCGCCCGGCGUCGAGGCGGUGGACCAGACCGCGGCCGAGGCCACCGGCGAGGUGCGCGUGCUCGCCACGGCCGACCCCGAGCGGCUCCGCAAGGCCCUCCGCAAGGCCACCGGCAAGAAGGUCGACCUCGUCUUCCCGCCCGCCAAGGAGCGCAAGAAGGGGGACGCCGACGCCGCCGCGGUCCAGGCGCUGCUCGCCGACCUGCAGCUGCACCACCAGUACGGGGGCCAGGCCGCGGCGCGUCACCAGUACGGGGGACAGGGCGCCGCGUGGGCCGCGAGCCAGCAGCACCAGCAGCAGCUGCUCGGCCUCGGCGGCGGGUGGAAUGGAGCCGGUGCUGGGGGCUACGGCGCGGCGUACCCGUGGCAGCCCUCCUCUGCGGCCUCCUACUACCCGGCUGCGCCCGCCGCUGGUGCUGGUUGGGGCGCGUACGGCGGCUACGGGUACGCUCCUCAGGCGCAGGCCCCGUCCCAGGGCCACGGCGGCUACUACGGCGCGAGCUCGCCGGCGUGGCACGGCCAGGGCUACUGAUCGGUCGACCGAGCCGACCGCGCGGCCGGAGACGGGCGAGUACGUCGGAUCAUCAUACCGGAUCGCCAGACGACGAUGGCAUAUACAUAUGCGUACUCCUUUUGUACUAGCAGUAUUAUAUCUCAGUUCAGUUAAUUGUUGGUAGCAAUCGGCCGGAUGAUCGGGUAGUGGUAGUAGUAGCUGUGAUCGAUACUGAAUCCAGGGAGCAGAUAUAGUACUGCUUCCUUUGCUCUUUGUUCAUGUAUAUUUUGCGGUUGAGAGAUUGUUGGAGUUCCCUAUGCUAUGCGUAUGAAUGAAAAUCGUUGGAGUUUCUACA